UAUUCCAUGCUGAUAAAAAGAAGAAAGAGAACACAACGUUUCGGCCGUGGAGCCUUCUUCAGGUGUCAACCUGUGCUUAUAGAGGUUUUCAAAAGCACUUUUGUACUGCUGGCAUAUUUUUGAAGGGGUCGCGUAGUGGCCGUGUUCUGCGCAGUGCGGGGCCCAUCAACAUUAAUCACUACGCCAAUAAGAAGAGCGCGGCAGAGAGCAUGCUGGAUGUGGCUCUCCUGAUGGCCAACGCCUCCCAGCUGAAAGCCGUGAUCGAGCAGGGCAGCUCCUUCGAAUUCUACAUCCCCCUCAUCAUCCUCAUCAGCAUAUCCCUCACGCUGCAGGUCAUUGUGGGGGUGCUCCUCAUUUUCAUAGUUCGGUACAACCUGAACGAUGAAAACAAGCAAGUCAGGCUGAACCAUCUCAAUAACAUUGCCACCGGACUGGUCUUCAUCAUUGUGGUUGUAAACAUCUUCAUCACGGCGUUUGGGGUUCAAAGACCAAACGUUAAAAGCUAAGCAAACCCAGUGGCCAGGUAAUUUCAGAAAGGUGUAGAAGUGGCACUUUUACUGUGUGGAAGUGUUUACCAAGAGCCUUAUUGUGUUUUUGCUCCAGUAACCUAUGGCCCAAGACACAAAGUAAUUUACAGAUCACAGCAUUUCAGUGGAGAUGUCCUUUCUCUGUAUUUCAACUCAGCAUCACCGACUUAGGCAUCAAAUCACCCCAUCGGUUCAGUACCCCGAACAAAGAGUGGGCGUGCUACAAUAUUUAAUAGGUUACUUUUGUAAGAGAGAAGGACACCUAUCACCUGAGAUAACGUCAGAAUGUGUAAUGCUGUUUUAACUGGAUUAGGUUGAAUCGUUCUUAAUCAAUGUACUAGUUUGAAUCAAUGUGUAUAACUGCAUAUUUGAACUUAAGAUUAUUUUUGUGCAUUAAUGUACAGCAAACUCUCAGUUUAACAGACUAACACUGUAUGUGGGAAGAGGUAUUCAUUCUUGGUGAAUGUCUGUUAAAUCAUGAAUUUAGUUUUUUCAGCCUGGUGAUGUCCAACAGCCUUCAGACAGGCACACAGGCAGUGUUCACAGCCCCCCUAAAUUACUGAUUAAAUUGUUACUAAAUAAAUCUCCUGACUUAUUGUUUUACCUAUUGCAAUCAACACAGUCAGUGAAAAUAGUUCCAGUGUAUUUUUUAUUAGAAAUAUUCCAGCUCUUUAUUUCAUGUCAUAAAUUUACUGUAUAAAAUUUGCUAAAAUAUCCAAAACACAUAAACCACCCGUUGUAAGAAAUUCCCCUACUGUAUCUCUAUACCAAUUGCCCUUCCCCUAUAGGGUGCCUUUUUAUAUGUAUGCUUUUUAGACCUAUUUAAAGGUAUGCUGUGCAAAAUAUGCUAUUUAUUGUUUAUUUUUCCAUCUGACUGAGAUUUAUUACAUAUUUGUGUUACUUUCGUGUACAUUACUGUACUGGAAUUGUUUUUGCGUAAUGGAUGGUGUCAUAAAUAGAUAGAUAAUACUUUAUUAAUCCCGUAGGGAAAUGUGAUAUACUAUAAUUUAUAACUAUAUUUAUAAAUUAUAGUAUAUGUUAUAAAUAUAAAGCUACAGCCCAUUUCUACUUUAAUUUCUUCUAUUUUGCUAUUUGCCAUUCAUUUUUAAGAAUAAUCCAAGUCUGUUAUCCAGGCUAGCUAUCACUUCACCAGUCUUUGUCCGUUAUUGUGGGGCAAGUCCAGUAUUUCUGAUUUUACAGACAGAACUCUCCUUUAAACCCAAAGUCCGUUAAAGAAAGGUCUGCGAGACUAAGGGUUUACUGUACUGUGGGUUAGUCUAGAACCUUCUUAAUAUGAGUCUUCUGUGGUCUUUUUUGAAAUCACGAGCAGCUGAACAGCCUGCUGUCUCAAAAGCUGUCCAGAUAUGCAUGUAACCUCUAGUGGCUGAACAUCAUGACUCACAGCUGCAAGGCCUCUUCAACUCCACAGGGAUCAGAAAUAAAACAGUCCUUUGUGCUACAGCUCUCAUUAUAUCUUAAUCAUUAUGCUGUUCUCUCAAUCAGGAUAUUUCAGCAAGAACUAACCUGUCAAGAACUUUCAUACAACUGUUUUAUUUACUUUGCAUAUUUCAAAUGGCAACAUGUAUUAUGUAGAAUCAUAUGGAGUAUACAUACAGUAUGGAUUUUAAAUGUAAUUUGCAAAGCAAUGGAACAUGUCUAUGGCAAGCUGUACGCUAAAAUACUUUGAAGUUGCAGAUAAUCAUAGAAAUGACAGUUCAACAGCAUUCAUAGGCAAAAAAGGAUUUGUGUUCUCCCAAAGGACAGAACAAUUGAUGAUCUGACCACUAAUGAAGGAUAUGGUCUUUUAUUAGCAACCUCAUUAAUUAGUCUUUUGAAACACGUUUAAAAAUAGCAUCUCUCUGAAUGUGUGGCUGUUGUGAUUCAAGCUGAACAAAACCUCUGUUGUUUUAUCAGUGCAUCUCUUUCCUUUCAGUAGUACAGUAUUUCCCAGUUGUUGGCAGAGGCCAGAAGGAGUGGAAUUCACCAUUUCAGAUGAUAUUCAUGAAUGCUGAGGUCACCAGUCCUUAUCUGAGACACAAGCUGAGCAAACUGCAGAACUUUUGUUUGUCUUUUUCUGUUUUUACUGACAGCUGAUUAUGCUUCUGAAAAUCAACAGAAGUAUAUUUUAAAGGAUAUGUACACAGGAUGUAGAAGGUUCAAACUUUCCUUUUAAAAUGUGUAGGAAAUCUUUGUCAUGAGUUUUUUUAUGAAAAAUAUACAACAAUAGUGAUCAUAAAACCAUCUGUGAAUCAAAGGCAACAGAGAGACGACAACAGUUUGACAAUGGAUAGUUAUGUUCGUCUUGAUCUCAUUUUUGUCUGUAAAAAUAUUUAAAUCAUUUUUAAAACCUUGUUUCUUCAAGGUCAUUUUAGUAAUGAUACUGCUUUGACUAUUAUUUCAUUAAAAUAGGAUUUAAUGCCUCAUCUGUAUGAUAUUCUUAGAAUAUGAAGAAGUUAUAUUUUUCAGUAUCGUUUUUUUAAACAUUGAAAUGCUGCAAUCUGAACUAUGCAACACAAAUUGGAAUAAAUUAAGUCUUCAGUGGUCCUUUUUGCAAAUCACAAGCAGUUGAAGCCUACAGUCUCAAAAUGUGUCCAGAUUUGAUGUUCUAAAUCAGCACAGAUUGAUAUAGAGUUUAGUGGGUGAAUACUGGAGUUCAAAGAACAAAUGUAAACUGAUUUGGAAUCUGAAGUGCUGUAGAAUUCCUGAGACAAAGGGUCUGUGAAUGCAUGUUCAUAGUGGAUUUGGGAAUUAUAGAUUUAUAUAAUUGGAUGGUCUUUUGACAUCCAAGGGACUUUCCAUGUAUGAAUUAAUUCUGUUCCAGUUUGUACGUACAGUACAUACUGUAUAAGCAAUGUACUGGUAACAUUUUAACACUCACUUAAAUUAGGCCCAUUGCAAUAUAUAUUCAACUAAUAGGUUACAAUUUAAGGUUAGAUGAAUAUAAUAGCUCCAGCAGUUUUGACUUGAAUUUUUAACAGAUCAGUCUCUUUGACUAAAGGGCUCCCUCUAGCGUUACCAUAUAAGUUCUUCAACUGUCUGCCUUCAUUUUAAAUAACUACAAAAUUAAAUGUAUAUCGGUAUGAACUCAUACAAAUCGAUUACCAAUAUUAAUCAUUUGAUUUUUCCACAUCAUAUUAAACUACUUUAAUGAUGUCAAAUAAUCUGUAGCUUUAAAAAUGACAAAUCUAUGUUUUUAGAAAGUCUUCAACUUCACUAAAAACAAAAUCUUUUAGAUUCUUUACAUUUUUUCCAGUUUCUAUGAUAGAUUUUAAUGCUGUAUAGAAGAGUGUGAUAAAAUAAAAAUGCUUUUUAACUCUUAAUUAGCAGUAAAGAAAUUAAUAGGGUAAAGAUAUAUAUAUAUGCAUUAUAUGAACAGUACAUAUUUGAAACAUGUAUGCAUCAUUUAGCUAUCCAUUAACAAAUGUAGAUUGUUUUAUUAAUUAGAUAUAUAUUUAUUUUGAAAGUCAUUAGGUGUGCAUAGUAAAUAGAAAUGACAAAAAAAACAGUUUUCUACCUUUAAGCAAAUUUGCUGUCAUUUAUUGUAGAACAAAUACAUUCCUAUUAAAAUGAUGUGAUGUGAUAUUAUAAUGAUUUCAAAUGGCAUUUUCAAGAGCUCUUAAUCGUGACAGUCUGAAUAUAAUUUCCAUCAGUUUCUAAUGAUAUUGGUUUGUUCAGUGUGGACCACUGGGUGAGAAACACUGAUAACAUACUGUUUUAUGUAUUUUGUAUCAGUGACUUGCUUUUUUCCAAAUAUGCCUUAAUGUAAAAAGUAAUUUGUUGAAUCUAAAUAAAUUGAGAAACAAUGUC
This is a messenger RNA of Lepisosteus oculatus (spotted gar), 4334 nucleotides long. Lineage: Eukaryota; Metazoa; Chordata; Actinopteri; Semionotiformes; Lepisosteidae. The record is from RefSeq and is a predicted model, not a curated record.